UGGUGCGCGCGCCGAGGCUCCGGAGCCGCCCGGGCCGGGGCAGUCGUGCCCAGCCGUGAAGCCCGCGCUGCGACCAAGGCGCGGCCUCGGCCUCCGGCUGCCCCGCGGAGCGCGGCCCAGCCUGCCGCGAGCCCGGCCCGAGCUCUCCCGUCUCCUCCCUCGCCAGGCUCCGGCGCGGCGACUGCACUGCGUAGCCGCGGCCCCGUGGGGAUGACGGUCAGCGCGCGUUCCCGGAGCGCGUGAGAGCGGAGGGGACUUGGCCCGGUGGACGUCGGCCGCUGGCGGGCGACACAGGUGUUCGGGAUGGAAGCGGAAGGCUUGGAUUGGCUUUUGGUCCCGCUGCACCGGCUGGUGUCCUGGGGGGCCGCCGGGGCCAUGGUGUUUGGAGGGGUGGUGCCGUACAUCCCGCAGUACAGGGACAUCCGGAGGACUCAGAACGCCGAGGGCUUCUCCACCUACGUGUGUCUGGUGCUCCUGGUGGCCAAUAUUUUACGGAUUCUUUUCUGGUUCGGAAGGCAUUUCGAGUCUCCGCUUCUCUGGCAGAGCAUCGUCAUGAUCCUGACUAUGCUGCUGAUGCUGAAGCUCUGCACCGAGGUCCGCGUGGCGAACGAGCUGAACGUGAAGCGCCGUUUCUUCGCAGCUGCAGAUAAUAAGAAUGAAGAGCUCAGAGCCCUGCCCAGGCGGUCCUGUCUGGGUAUGUACACGCUGCACGAGGCGCCCCCAGAACACUCGCUCCAUUUUGUUCUCUGCAGCUUCGUUCCCGCUGUCAUCACUUCCAUCUGUGCGCUUCUUGAGCAUGCAUACUUCGACCCUCACCACUUCUGGCACUGGAGCAGCUUUGCAGACUAUGUGCAGUGUGUCCUGGCCUUCACAGGUGUGGCAGGCUACAUCACAUACCUGUCCAUCGACUCGGCCCUGUUUGUGGAGACCCUGGGCUUCCUGGCUGUGCUGACAGAGGCCAUGCUGGGCGUGCCGCAGCUCUACCGCAACCACCGCCACCAGUCCACAGAGGGCAUGAGCAUCAAGAUGGUGCUCAUGUGGACGAGUGGCGACACCUUCAAGACGGCGUACUUCCUGCUGAACGGCGCGCCCCUGCAGUUCUCCGUGUGCGGCCUGCUGCAGGUGCUUGUGGACCUGGCCAUCCUGGCGCAGGCCUACGCCUUCGCCCGCCACCCGGCAAAGCCGGCCCCCCACGCAGCGCACCCCGCCAGUGCCAAGGCCCUCUGAGGCGGCCGGGGAGGAUGAGGACGUGUGACCACCGGCCACAGGCACCGCCCCAGCCACCUGUCCUCCUGCGUGGGGCAGGUGGGCACCGUGGCCCCCUGAGAUGCAUCCGGGCCGUCAGGGUCUCAGUCAGCCUCCAUGGGCUCUCAGGGUGGCGGGCGGGGGCCCAGGUGCCAAUGUUUGUGCCCACUCACCCCGAGGAAGAGUGUGAGCCGGUUUUACACCUGAGGGCUGCGAUUCGGCUGUUUUCAAGGUGAUGGAAGGCAGGUCUCUCAGAACACACCUGGUGGAUGCUCAAAGACCCAGGAAAAGGCGGGCUUAGGGCCGCUGCGGGACAGAGGGCAUCGGGGAACCUUCUCAGCCCUGCGGAUCAGCUCAGCCCACAGUGGGCCCGGACGUGGGCUGGGGGGCUGAGGGGCCUACAGCAGCCGGGGCCCGGCUGAGCCUCCAGACGGGUGGGACUGGGGAGGAAGGAUGAGAAAUGGCAGCAGGAGAACCGGGGUCCCGGCAUGCAGAGCCUGCAGUCUCAGAACGGCCUGCGAAUGGACGCCUUAGUGAUAGCGUGUGGCGGGGGGGGCCUCAGGGCAGGGUUGGGCCUGGGCACAGAGAGCAUGGCUGGGGUUUUAUAUGCGCCUGGUACACAUGGAGGGGAAGCUGUAGGGACGCACGUUACGUGUGCUCUCAUUUAUCUGGCCAGAGUUGGCCUUUCAGGGCCUGGGACUCAGCCCUCAGCGUGGCAGUGGGGCCCAGGGACCUGGUUGCUGGGCUUGCCUCCUCCCGGGAGGGGCUGGUGUGGACCACUCUGUGGGGAGGGGGCAAGCCUGUGUCCACAGCUGGGGACUGGCCAGAGCAAGCUCAGGGGUGUUGGAACCAGAGCCUGGAGCUCUCCAUGAGUCCUAGGGGUGUGUGUGGGGAGUGUGGUGUGGGGGGUGUGUGUGUGGGCUCCUGGGAAGGCCGAGGCCCAGGGCGGGGCUGGGCAGGUGCACCUGGCCACCCGAAGAGGCUGCCCUGCCUUCGGGAAUUGCACACAUCAGCAGCACACAGCCCUGGAUGUCCAUCUUCCAGGACGAGGACGGCCCGCAGGUCACGGAGGACACCUGAGGCAGGCGUCCCUAUGGCGGGCAGGGUGUCCCCACCCUCUGAGCUUGGGGGCCUGGCAUGACCUUCCAGGCUGGUGGGCCAUGGCCUGGCACGGGCGUCCCUGCCUGCUGUCCUCCUGUCUGUGCGGUUCUCCAUGUCCUGCCUCUGGCUGUGGGGGGCCGCUGGCCUGACAGUGGUCUCCGUGUUUGUCCCUCCCUCUCAGUUUUACACGAGCAUCUUAGCAUCUCAGCCGUGCUCAGCAGCCCUGUGCCAGCCCCCAGAUCCCAAAGGCUGAGCGUUCUAGAUGCUUCCGUGUGGCUCCCACAGGCAGCGUUUUCCCUCCUGCUGGGUGGAGGGGUGGCUCUCUGCAGUGUCCACGCUGUCUGCGGCCAGUGCCAAAGCUCUCGUGGCGUCUGCUGUGGCCAGUGGAAAUGUUCAAAGCCGUUUCCUCCUCCUGAGGUUUCCUCAAAAGCUCCUGAACAUUUGAGUGAGGAUCCUGCUAGUUCUUUGGCCUGUAAGAUGCUUUGAAAAAUGUUUAUUUUUAAAAAACGAAAGGAGAUGUCUGUAGCAGUAAUUGCCUCCAAAUUAAAAUGUCACCGAUUGCCGUGGUGACUGAAUGUGCCCACGUGUGGGAGAACUCGAGGUUCUGUUGGUGUGGUGACUUUAAAUCAAUAAACCGCUCACGGAUCCC
Diceros bicornis minor is the source of this 2995-nucleotide messenger RNA. It is a transcript of the gene SLC66A2, whose product is annotated as solute carrier family 66 member 2. NCBI's taxonomy places the organism in Eukaryota, Metazoa, Chordata, Mammalia, Perissodactyla, Rhinocerotidae. Gene Ontology annotation, cellular component: trans-Golgi network; endosome. The transcript is spliced from 5 exons. Bases 304 to 1227 code for a protein of 307 amino acids. The record is from RefSeq and is a predicted model, not a curated record. Gene Ontology annotation, biological process: retrograde transport, endosome to Golgi; phospholipid translocation.